AUGUUAGGUUUAAUUUUUCUCAAUUCGCGUAUUGGACUCGCCAUCAUUUUCUUCAACACUUUCGUAUGGAUCCCGUUGUUUCGUGUCAAGGAAGCGAUUCUCGGUGUCGCUAGUGUUUUCCGCCUCGCUUCCUUGCCAGAAAUGGACAGCUCCCGCGGCGGAACUCUGCUGGUGAGAAGAUACGAAGAGUUGCAGAGGAGCGAUGAUCGAACGGAAGAGGAGGAGAUGUGCUCCAUCUGUUUGACGGAAUUCGCGAGAGAAGAUUCCGUGUGCAAAUUGCCGGACUGUGCGCACGUUUUUCACUUCGAUUGCAUCGAGAAAUGGCAUGAGAGGAAUCGCUUCACUUGUCCUCUCUGUAGAUGCUUCUUCAACAUCGAGAAACACCAUGAGAGGAAGCUCCGCUUCGUUGUUCCAGAUAAUCCUUCCUCCCUAUAUUAUUUCUUGCAGUGA
Cucurbita pepo subsp. pepo (vegetable marrow) is the source of this 450-nucleotide messenger RNA. Its product is annotated as RING-H2 finger protein ATL18. Gene Ontology annotation, biological process: protein ubiquitination. The record is from RefSeq and is a predicted model, not a curated record. NCBI's taxonomy places the organism in Eukaryota, Viridiplantae, Streptophyta, Magnoliopsida, Cucurbitales, Cucurbitaceae. Gene Ontology annotation, molecular function: ubiquitin protein ligase activity.